Thecamonas trahens ATCC 50062 is the source of this 3540-nucleotide messenger RNA. RefSeq lists its product as uncharacterized. Lineage: Eukaryota; Apusomonadida; Apusomonadidae. Gene Ontology annotation, molecular function: GTPase activator activity. The transcript is spliced from 2 exons. The record is from RefSeq and is a predicted model, not a curated record. Bases 1 to 3540 code for a protein of 1179 amino acids. Gene Ontology annotation, biological process: regulation of small GTPase mediated signal transduction.
AUGGCCAGCGCUGGUGACGCCACGGGUGCCCCACUCAUCGUGUCGGACACGUUCCAGGUGGUGCCGCCGGCCGCCGGCUGCCGCUGCGCCAAACUGCCGUCCGGCCGGUGCUCUGCCUGUGCCGUCCCGCAUGCCAUGUACCUGGAGAACCUGCCGUCCGAGCGCGGUUGGUUUGCCGGCUAUCUUCUUGCCGGGCACGCCUCCUCGCCGGUCGACGUCUUCUACCUUGCCGACUCGCUGCCUGACGCCGAGUCUGCUGCCGACUGGCACCCAUCGACCCAUGCCGCAGCCACACCGUACGCCUUUAUGCUCGCCUUUGAGGGCGAUGUUGCUGGCACCAAGGGCGGAUCGCCAGCUGUCGUCCGAGUUGUUCGAUGGGCCGCCUCGGGAUGCUCGUACUUUCGCCUCGCGCUCGCCAAACGCAAGAAGAAGGCCCGCGCCAAUCUCAAGGCUAUCCUUGCUGCGCUGGACCCACCACUUGCUACCCGCGCCUCCGCCUUUCACCAUGCCUUGCUCCCAAUAAGCAACGACGAGACUGGUGAGGAGGACACAGAUUUGGCCAAGCUGCUAGCCUCGGCUAAGCGCGACUUUGCCGCUGUCGAGGUCGAGACGGUUCCGCACCUGCUCAAGAUCGGCGUGCUCCUUGCUUUGCCUGGCCAGGUGGACCAGAGCGAGAUCUUGGGCAACAGCCAGGCGACGCCGGCCUUUGCCGAGUUUCUGGAUUGCAUCGCCGAGCGGGUUGCGCUCGCCGGCCUCGAGCGCUGGCACGGCCGCCUCGACGCCUCGGGCCUCGACCGCACCGGGACGCAUACGUAUGUGACAACAUGGAAGCCGCACAACGUCGAGGUCUUGCUCCAUGUCGGGACCGAGCUGCCAGACGAACCAAGCUCCACCCAGCACAUCGCCAAGAAGCGCCACAUCGGCAAUGACCGUGUCAUUCUCGUCUUUGUUGACGACGAGUCGUCGGCGUCGUCGUUUGAUCCUAGCACAGUGACGACAGCCUUUGGCGCCGUCUUUAUUGUUGUCCAGCCACUGCCGCGCAGCCCGACAGCACCGCGCCGGUACCGGGUCUGGGCCGCGACCAAGUCAGGCAUCCCUCCUUUCCUGCCGCUCCUCCCACCGUCGCGGGUUGUUGCUGCCGCGCACCUCCGCGCCGUCAUUCUCUCGCUUGCUUACAACGGGCGCGCCGCAUCAUGGACGGCGCAAAGAACAGCCGACACCACCCGGUUUCUCCUUACCAUGGCCUUUUGCAAGCUUCGGGCCAUCUCCCACCCAGCCGAGCGCGCCGCGCUGCUUGCGCCCCGGUCGGCAGCCAUGUCGUCAGCGUACACGCCGGCGCCACCGUCAGACUGGCCUGUCCAGCGGCGGCCGGUUGCCACCGUCGCUCUUGCACCUCCGCUUGCGGUCAACCCUGCGUUCUCGAUUCGCCCGCUCAAGGGCCGACUUGCCUCCUCGGGACUCAAGACUGGCCUCGAGGUUACCCCGCUCUGUGACCUCGUCGAUGGCUACGCCGCCGUGACCGGCCUCGGCCUCGUCUCGUCGGUCUCGGGCGAGCCCGUUUUUCGCGCCGAGCUGGUGAGUCAUCUGCGGACGUGGCGCUCGUCUGCGUCGGCCACCUUUGUUCUCGCCUUUCUCGCCGGCAAGUCGGUGGCCAAGGCCGAGCUCCACAUUCUCUGGCUUGCAUCCGGCUCGAACCCGACACCUGUGGUCAGCAGCGUGCCAGAGACACGCGGCGCGCAUGCGCUCGCACUGGUGAGCAAUCCUGACCGCCGCAAGGACGGCUUUGUCCUUGCCAUCGGCCUACCCAAGCAUCAGCUGGCGCUCUUUGCUUCGGACCCGGCCUCCAAGUCUGUCCGUCGCUUUCACGUCGAGGACGUGCCCGGCGCCGUCACCUCCCUCGCCUUUCACCGCACACUCCUCUUUGUGGGCCUCGACAACGGAGUCAUCCUCCGCGCAAAUCUGGCGACCGGCCUUGAGUUUGUUCCGCUCGCGCUCAGCAAUCCGCCGUCAGCCGCAGUCUCGUUUCUCGGCGUGGCACCUACAGCUGCCGUCCUGGUCGCCGGCUACGACGGCGGCAUGAGCCUCGGCAUCCCACUUGCGGCCGAUCCUCGUCAGCGGGUGGCCUCACUCUGGCGCAAUCGGCCCUCCACUCCCGAGCCGCACUAUGCCGUGUUUGGCCAGUCCGACCUCGUGCUCGUUGCCGGCGACUUGGCCCUCGAUGUCUACGCGGCGCUUUCGGGCGCCCAUCUAGCGUCGCUCAUCGAGCCUGCCACUGACGCGAGCAUUCCGUCGCCGACUCGUCUCGCCGCCUACCGUCUAAGCUCGCAGCCUGCGCCCACGGCCACCGUCUUUGCCUGGGAUGCGGAGGCCAAGGCCACACGCAUCUGGCAUGUCACCACGGUUGACUCGGGCAUCACCGACGAGCGCCCCGGCCGUGGCAAGAUCACGCGGUUUGCCGAGGCCGAGCCUCAAUUUGAGCCUCAGCCUGCGGCCGAGGCCGAGUCUGAGGCAGAGGCAGAGGCGAAGACUGAGGCCGAGGCCGAGACUGAGGUCGAGUUCGAGCCUGGCAGUGGAAACCAUGGUGUGCUUGUUGUCGACGCGGACCAACCGCUGGUCAUGAGCUCCAACUCAAUCUCGCCGCCAUUAUCGCCGCCACUCUCCCCAUCGUCGGCAUCGCUUCCUAGCCCUGAACCUCGUCAAGUGCUGUCGCCUUCAUCGCUGCCUGCGCCUGCGCUCGUGGAGCAGAGCGAGACCAGAGCUGAGCGGCGGUCGCGAUCGAAACGUGCCAAGCGUGGAUACGAGGUUGUGGAGCUUUUGGCUGCGCCGCUGGCGACCAGUCAUGGCGACGCUGUCGCAGCAGCUGCAGAUGCCGACGCUGACGAGACUGAAUCGUCUUCGUCGGCAAGCAUGCCCGAGUGUGGACUGUCGUCGAUUAGCGGUUUGUCGUCUGGAGGACGAGGCCCGAACUCGCAGAGCCCGGACGAGUCUGAUGCCAGCGACAUUGUCGUUGACGUCCCUCUCACGCCCCCGCCUGCCGAGCUCCACACUCUUGCCUCGCGCUACUUUAUCCCUCCGACGACUCGGUUUGAGGAGGGCUCGCCACUGCACGACCGCGAAAUGGAGAUCCUCAAAGUGGCGCGGCAGCGCGAGCUGGCCGACCAGAUGCGGGCACGCAUCAUGCCCGCGGCCGAAAUUGCGUCGUCGCCCCUGAGCCUGCGGCAGCCCGACGACUCACCGCCACAAGCUCAAGCUGCGCCCAAGCUACUCGCACGCGAGGCCGAGACGGCACAACCCACGCCAGAAGGACGGCGGCGGAUCCGGCGGCGGCGCGCUUUGCCGGCUACGGCCUCGGCCUCGGCCUCGGCAUCACCCUCCAAAGCCGGCUCGCCGGCGUCCCCCUCUGCUCCCAGCUCGCCGGUCGCCAGUGUGCGGUAUGACACUCGUGGCGCAGGCAUUGCCAACAAGUACCGGCUGGACACUUCUCGGGCGCUUGGCAUUCUGGCGUCGAUCCGCCGGGCGGUGGCGGAUGCCGAUCUUUAA